GUCCUCAUCAGAAAUUUCGAAUAAGCGACGAGUUGUGAUCGUACGGGAGAAAUCAAACAAGUUUGUUUUUCGUCAUCCGAAGUUGGCUUAAAUAUUAUGUCGUUCGAAGAGAAUUUAAUAUUGGAGGUCCAGGCAAGGCCACUAUUGUGGAAUAAACAAAAUGAACACUAUAAAAAUCGGAAUAAGGCUCACGAGGAGUGGGAGAAGAUAACAAGAUCGUUGGGAAAACCCAGAGAAGUGGUGAAGACCAAAUGGAGAAAUUUGAGGGAUACUUUCCAAAAGGAACUGAAAAAAAUUACUGUUCACCGUUCGGGUGAUCCGGGUAGUCCAACUCUCACUAAUUACACCGGGAAGUGGGUGUAUUUCAACGAUUUAUGGUUCCUAAAAGACGUCAUGAAACCUCGUGAAACUGAAGGCAACUGCCCUGAAGAGUCCCAAGAAAGUGAGGCGAACUCUGCAGAACAAGAUAUUCUACCAGAGGGGACGAGAAACGCACAAACGCCCUCCUCGCAAGAGCAUGGUACCCCAUUUUGCGAGUCAGCACCACAGUUUACAGAGACAAACGGUUACAUAACGCAGCCUACGGAUACAGUAGAAAUUCGCCAACUAUUUGAACAAUCCAGUGGCACAUCUUCAUCCCAGACUUUACUGGCAUCACCACCAUCACAGUCAAGAGUUACAAAUGUUGAUACUAUUCUCCGACGUAAUGAAAAACAACCAAAUAAGAAAAGGAAACCAUCGCCAUCGGCGGCCGUCAUUACGGGCUUCCAGAGGCAAAUUUUGGAGGUCGAAGAAAAGAAAAUCGCAGCUUUCAAAGAGAGAAGUAGAAUGGUUGAUGAUGAGGAUAUGCUAUUUGCUAAGUCCUUGGUUCCUUAUCUGAAAACUCUUCACCCUAUUCAAAAGCUGAGAUUGAAAAGUAAAAUUCAAAACCUGAUUGCUGAUGAAAUGGCAGCAUCGCCUGUUUCUGAUCAUAACAUCGUUCUUUCCUCACACCGCUUUUCAGAAUUCCAAGUUUCAUCCGACUGUAUUCAGCCUCGGGAUAACCUCGACAAUAUCUCACGAGAUGCCUCAAUACCCAUUAAAAAUGCCUCUAUCGCUAUAGUCGAUGAUCAAACAUUGUAUUCUAUUUAA
Molecule: messenger RNA, 1131 nt
Organism: Acanthoscelides obtectus
Lineage: Eukaryota; Metazoa; Arthropoda; Insecta; Coleoptera; Chrysomelidae
Source: the annotation of a GenBank genome assembly